AAACGAGAAGAAGUGCAAACGUCUCAAGCGGAAAAUCAAGUUGUACAUAUUUUAGUUGCGAACAGAGGAGAAACGAACGAAGUGAAAGAUAGAGCAACGCAUGAUUACAAAGUUGAAUGAAGUUGAUAUUUGCAAGAAAAUCUAAAUAAAUCACGGAUUUGUGUGAGUGUAUAAGUAAAAGGCGCGAUAAUUAAUUGGCAUUAACCGUGGCCGAGACGCGCUGUUAAAGCCUAACCCACUUUCUAAACGACAAAAGUCAAAAUAAACAAAUUUGACAAAAGCCUACGAAACAAAUUAACAAGCAAAUAAUGUUAGAAGAAGCAAAAUAAGAAGAAGAACGUGCCAGUGAUUCAUUUCAAUUUGUUUUUUUGUAUUUACUUGUUUAUUAAUUCCAAUGGGAAUUCUAACUAACAAAACGAAAACCGAUACGUGCUGAGAAAACGCGAUAAACAAAUACAAAAGUUGACUUUAAACGCAUUUAACCAAUACCGAGACGCCCUCGCCAAAACCGCAGCAAUUGCAACGAAUACAGUGCUGAGCCUAAAAACGAGUUAACACCCAACAACAACAACUAAGCCAAGCUGUUGGCCAAAAGAGUUCUGAGAGCUUCGCUGGACUGAAUGCACAUUUCAUAAUCUGCUGGCAAGAAAUUUUUUUUAGCACCUUUAACGUGUCUAAACUGCCGGUUUCACAUUUCACCUAAAAAAAAAACAACAACAAAAAAACGCACACCCUGCUACAUAAUACAGCACUGCACUGCACAAAAAAAUAAUAAUAAUCUUUUUUUGUUUGCUAAUUAUUUGGCCGUCUGGCACAUUUUUGCGCUGUUUACGCUUACGCUGUGAAAUUUUUGUGUUGAUCAACAUAAAACUAAAAAAAUAUACCAUAAACUUUUUGCCGGUUUGCAUAAAAAAGCAUCAGGCAACAACAACAACAACAACAAUUGGCGUAGUCUAAGUGCUUAAGGAACAAAGUUCAAGCAGAAUAUGGCCCAGGGCUAGUCUCCACAUCCAGCAACAGAAUAAGCAAGAAAAUGUCUUCAUCGAUUUGUGCGCACUUUACGCAGAAUGCCUGGAAGAAGGAUCUCUGCUCCAACUGCUUCAAGUCCAAGGAUGAGCACAAAGCGGCAGCCGCCGCUGCUGCAGCUGCUGCUGCCGCCUCAGCAACAGCCAAGCCCAGCGCGCUGGCAAACACAAAGACUGACUAUCCCAACAAGCACAAGACGCCAGCCAAGAGUAUUAUCAAGAAAGCCUUUGGUGUGCGCCUUAGCAGCUCCAGUUCCAGCAAACUGAGCAGCAGUUCCAAGUCCAGCAAAGUUUGCUUUCCCAAGCAAAUGCAUGAGGUGAUUGGCUACGGCGGCGAGUGGUCGGAUGAUGACGAUGAUGACCAUGACUUUAUGAAUCUGGGCAAUGAGAGCGACGACAUGGCCGUAACCGAAACAGACGAUGAGGAGACCAUCGAGCUAAAGCGCAUUACGCGCGCCAACACAGACUUUAAUAUGAACAAUGGAAAUCUGCUGGGCGAUGCGCAGGACAACAUUAAAAAGUCGUUUGCAGCGCUCAAGCUGGGCGCACCACAGGUGGACAAGGAGGGCAAGAAGCAAACGCUGACCAUCAAUGUGAUGCCGUUCGGGCAGCCACUAAAGGCAACAGCAGCCAAGACAGCAGCAGCAGCAACAGUUGCAGCUGUUACAACCACAGCAAAGGCCAAAACAGCAGCAGCAACAAUUGUAAGCUCAACAGCAACAGCAACUACGAUUAAGAGCAGAGUAACAACAACACUGACGCCCACGUUGGUCAAGAGCACGACAGCAACAUCAACGACACGCGAUGGUAAAGAUAGUCCGCCCAUAGAGCGAGCCAUGGAGAAAUCUCUGCUCGAUGAAAUCUCCGAGACGUUACAGCAAAAACAGAAGCAAAAGCAAGGCGAGACAGUCAUAACAACAACAGCAACAGCAGCAGCGACGACAGCAACAGCUGCUGUCAAUAAAAUAAAAUUUGAAUUAAGCGCGCUUAGCGACUCACCGAAGCCAUUUCUCGACCUUAAGAAGCCAAUCGCGCGUAAUGCGCCCAUAACCAAGGAUCAGACCAAGCCCAAGGUCAAUGUGUGCCACAAAUAUUCCGACACGGACAGCAACUGCUCGGAUACCGAGAAUGGCGUGUCCGCUUACUACGAUGUAGUUGAAACACAGCUGAGCUAUGAAAAUCUGCCCGAUGGCAAGUUCGCUGAGCAAGUGGGCGUGGCCAGCGUGCAAACAGACGCCAGCAAUGCGCACUACUCCAGCUCCCAAUACAUAACGGACAUGCUGCUCAGCUCGAAGACACGCGCCGCCAGCUACAAUCUGCACGAGGGCAACUUUAUGACCAGCAAAAUAACCUCGGAUGGCUUGAUAGUGACCAAGUGCAGCUCCGAUGAUGCGCUCGACUCCACGGGCAGCAGCUUCGACGGCAGCAGCGAUGAGGAAAACGCCUACAACAUGAUACGCAGCGAGUCCGACUCGGGCAUUGGCAUUAGCAUUGGCAGCGAGUACAAGAACUUGCCCAACAGUGCAGCCAAGGCGAGCAAUGAGCCGAGAUCGCUGGCGGAGAAGAAGCUCAGCGCCAGCACCAACAACUCGGACUACGAGGAUAUACAAAUAGGCGAUCAGUCGAGCAAGCAGACAGCAGUGAAAAGUCGCGAGCUGCAUGGCGAGCCCGAUGGCAGCGCUGAUCCGGACAAUCGCCUGGAGCAGCAGCAGCAAACAGCAAAGGAGCCGGAGCAGCAGCAGGAGCAACAGUUGCCUGCAUUGCCCAAAUCACCACCGCCACCCAUGAAAUGCGAUGCGCGUCCUUCAUUUCUGCAUGGCCUUAAGAAGCCCGAGCUGCCAGCCAAGCCAUUUGUCAGCAACAGCAGCAGCAGCAGCGGCAGCAACAGCAACACGCCGCUGAAAAGCUUCAUGAGCAAGCGUCAAGCCAGCUGCGCUGAACAGCAAUUCAUUAGCCAGCUGCAGACGGCCAUUUCCAAAUCGAGCGAGAAUCUGCUGUUGGCUGCUGAGUCAGCCAAAGAUGAUGCAAAGGCAAAGAAAGGCAAAGCGCCAAAUCCGCCGCCAGAGCCAAAGCUAAGCGCGCCGCCUACGCCAGAGCGCGACUAUAGUCUAACAGUGGAGUUUGAGCAGGCAACCAAGUCGUUAGCCAAUUCAGCGCCAACAACAGCAGCAGCAGCAACGACAACAGUUGCUGACAGCAACACAACAGCAAUGGCUACAAGCACAAUCAACAGCAGCUUGUAUACCAAAAAGCCAGUUGUAGCCGCCGCUGCGCCAGUUAUACGCGAAAAGGACAAACGUGAGCGCGCUGUGAUCAAUCCCAAGUUUCGCAGUCUCAACACUUUUGUCAUGCAACGCGCCAAUGCCGCCAAGCAGCAGCAGCUGCAAUCGGCCAGCUCCGUGCUCAAUCUGCAGCAGCCAAUGACGCCUGAGCCAACGCCACGCCAUCCGCGUCAUCUGUCCAUGUCCGAGGAGUGCCUUACAGCUGCUGCUUUGAUGGAGCAGAACAACAAGAAAUGCGCCACGGCUUCGCCACCGCAGAAGCAAAAGUCAAAGUUUUCCAUUAAAAAGUUUCUGCGCAUGGGCAGCAAUGGCGGCGGCGGCGGCAGCAGCAGCAAGUCCAGCGAUGCGCUGGCCAAAAAGGACGGCAGCGUCUACACAGAGAUCUGCACGGGUGAGGAGCAUGGAGUUGCCGGCAAGCCGCGCCUGGUCAUCAUACAUCCCAUUGACAUAAAUCCCACUGCUGUUGAGGUAGUCAAGGAUAUUACCAAGACGAGCGAUACGGUGGCAGCUCAAACGGUUGCUGUUGUGACCGCCAAGCCGCCGGCGCCACCACUGCGCGCUAGUGAGGGACAACGCUCGCAUGAGGCCAACAAGCCGGCACGCCCACCGCCGCCCAAAAGCGCCGAACUGCGCCGCAAGCAGAAGACCGAACUGAAGGCAACGCUCAGCGUCGAUGCCACAAGCAUAAGCGGCAAUUUAAAUGGCAGUGGCUCCAUCAAGUCCAAGGCGGACAAUGUCUACGCCAAUCUAGGCGAAAUACGCUCCUCAAUAGCGCCGCGUAAGCCCGAGCGCACGGCCAGCAUGCGGGAGCGCGAGGCACAGUUGGAAUUGGUACGCAAGCGCGGCGUCUUAACCGAUACUAUCUCCAUUUGCUCGUCAAACGGUGAGAACGUAUCAGCCGCCGAUCAGUCCAAGACAACCAACAGCAGCAGCAGCAACAGCAACAGCAACAUGGGCAUUGCUAGCGCCACGAACACAGCGUUGAACGUCAGCAACAGUCGCACCAGCACCUUUGAGCGUCAGCCCAAGAAGCUGGAGACCAAGCUGUCCAUCUCCAGCAAGCUGGAGAUCUUUGAGCAGCGCGCUCAGGACUCAAGCGAUAGUCAGCAGCAGCGCAGCAGUCUUAAGGAUUCAGUGCGCAAGAUCAACAGCACUAUCGACAGCUAUCUGAAGGACAAGCGUGACUACGAGAACUUGUACGAGUUUGUUAAAUUGGAAAAUGGCAACAGCAGCAGCGGCAGCAACAGUAACAACAACAAGCCGGCAAGCGCUAAGCUAGCAAUGGCAACAACAGCAACACCGCCGCCGCCACCAACACGCAGCAGCAACAUGGACUUGACAGCCAUGUCCGGCCAGCGACUGACGCAAAUCAAUCGACGCAACAACAACAACAGCAACAGCAACAACAUCUACUCGGACACGGCCUCCAUUGCCAGCUAUACGCGCAGCGAAUACGGCCCAGUGCGCAACUACGGACUACACAACAGCUUGGCCAACAUUCCACGCGUCAUCUCGGCCUCGUAUGCGGGCAGCGAGGUGGGCGAGUUCGACAUCUAUGCGCCGUACAGUUAUUACGGCAGCGAAGCUGGUGGAGAUGUCGCCACAGACAUCAACGACAGCGUCUGGGGCAUGCCAAUGGCUAACAAGAAUCGCAGCAAGGCCACAAAUCGUUUGCGCAUGCGCAAGGGACGCAGUGUCGUGCACAAGACCAUCGAGGAUAACUACACAGCCGUUGUGGUGGCCAAUCAUGAAGCACUUGCCCAGGUGCUAGACCAGCUACAACAAACACCAGUUGUGCCCGCCGCGCUGCGUCCGCUGGCGAAUGCAAUUAACUUGCGGUAUGAGGACUUUACCAUUCUCGAGGGCGCCCAGGCAUUUGUUGUGGGCAAGAAGGCAUUCCAUGCAGCCAUGUGGACCUCAGCGCCAGUUACGCUAGCGCUCUCCGCCGACUGCAAUCAGCUCUCGGGCGUAGGUGGCGAACUAAAUCAGUUGUCUGGCGGCGUCUGCGAUGUGCUCAAUCCCAUUACAGAGUUCUGCGAUCUGGUGCCCAGCUACCAGCUGCCUCUAAUUCCCAGCACAGAGAUAACGCUGCUGCAGGCCACAAUUUCAGUGCUGCCGCGUCUGCAGCUGGAGACGCUGCAAUCGAUUGGCGGCAUACUCAAAGGCAAAUCGCAGCUGCUGGACAAGAGCAACUUCAAUUUCCGUGGCUCCAUACCCAACCUGAGCGGCCUCAAGGAUGCAGCUGGCGCCAGUGCGCUGCGUAAUGUAGUUUCCGUACAAAAUUUGAGCACAUUGAAUGAAGAGGCGGCAGCCAGUGCCAAUGCGGAUGAGAACACAACAGCCAUGCCAGCCUUUGAUGAUGUCAUGACACGCGAGGUGGCAUUCAUUAUGCUGCAGCUGGUCAACGGCAUGAAGAACUUACAGGCCAAGGCCAUUGAGGAGACGCCGCUCAGCUUGUCCAAUGUGGUGCUGUCCAAGGACGUGGACAACAAGGACGCACAGGCGCGUCUCUGUGUGCUGCAAGGCAACAACAAUGACGAUGAGGAGCCCAUGGGCACGCUUUGCAAGUGCGCACAUGCUGCGCUCACUGAAAUGCUGCCGACCACAAAGAUUACGCCCAUUGUGGCAAGCAUUUUACAACAGGAGCGCGCAGAGUCGCUCUCCAAGGCCAAGGCAGUGCUGGAGUUUGUGCUCUGGGGUCCCUCGGACGUGGCGCUCACAGGCUCCAUCAAGGAGCGCGAGCUGGCAUUGCAGCGCUGGCUGGAUCUGGAGCGAGCCACUGUGCUUCAUGGUCUGGUGCGCACACGCAUCGAGCUGACUGUCUACGAUGAGUGUCACCUGAUGUUCCUGGUGCGCUCCACAGCCAAAAUGAUGAAUGAUGCGGCCAAGAUCGUCUGCGAUUACCAGCAGCAGCAGCAGCAGCCACCACAGGCGUCCCAGGAGUAGUCUUAGUUAUUAUUAAACUCUGAGCAAAGGUUAAUAAUAUUUAUUACGCGCAACUGUCAUAGUCUAGAAAUAUGCAAUACAUUUUUAUCGAAAGCUAAAUAAUUAACCUAAUACGAUGCAGCCUUAAAUACGAUACGUAAACGAUACGAUAUAACUCUUUACACAAUUCUUUGCCUAGCGUGCCAAAUGAACUUUGCACGAAAAUUGUCUUGUAAAAACUUCAAAAUCCAAAUAGAUUAUAAUCUAAGCUUAAGCACUUACUUUAAGCAAAAACUAUUUAUACAUAUUUACUUACUG
Drosophila busckii is the source of this 6550-nucleotide messenger RNA. RefSeq lists its product as uncharacterized. The coding region runs from base 1034 to 6253 and encodes 1739 amino acids. Lineage: Eukaryota; Metazoa; Arthropoda; Insecta; Diptera; Drosophilidae. The record is from RefSeq and is a predicted model, not a curated record. The transcript has 8 exons.